AGAAAGCGAAAUAUAGAACCACCUCGAUCCUCGUGCAAGCCUGAGACUUGUAAGGUUCUCUCUCUCUCUCUCAGUUUCUCCUUCUAUAUGUCUCCUUCUUUCCCAUGGUAUCUUGAAGUUGAAAUAUCUCCCACUUCAAAAAAACCCUAGUUGUCUCUUAAACAUCAAAGAAAACCAAGGAAACAUUUUGAGCUUUUGAUAAUUGAUGGAUGCUUCAUGGCUUGGUUUCUCUCUUUCCAACACCAACAACUCCAAACCCAUGCAUGGCAUCUCCUCAAUAUCUUCUUCCUCAUCCACCUCAGAUUCCUCCAACCUCUGCCUCUUUGAAGCCUUCACCACCACCACCACCACAACAACCACCGCGGGUGUGGGUGGUGCGACUGAGCUGUCCAUAUUCACAGGUGUCCCAAAAGUGGACAACUUCUUCUCUACUGAAACUGCACCGCAUGGAGUGGGCGCCGUGGGUGGUAAUAUUUACGACUCAGACCUUAAAACUAUAGCUGCUGGAUUUCUCUCCAACGUCUCCUCCACUAACCAAAACGAUGCCGUAAAGCAAUUAGCUUCGGAGACCACACUCAAGAAAACUGUGGAUACGUUUGGGCAACGCACUUCUAUCUACAGAGGCGUCACCAGGCAUAGAUGGACGGGUAGAUAUGAAGCUCAUUUGUGGGAUAACAGCUGCAGGAGACAAGGCCAGACCAGAAAAGGAAGACAAGUCUAUUUGGGUGGGUAUGAUAAGGAAGAAAAGGCAGCAAGAGCAUAUGAUCUUGCAGCUCUCAAGUACUGGGGUUCCACCACCACUACCAACUUUCCCAUGUCAAACUAUGAGAAGGAACUGGAAGAGAUGAGGCACAUGACUAGGCAGGAGUUUGUUGCUUCUCUAAGGAGAAAAAGCAGUGGAUUUUCAAGAGGAGCCUCAAUUUACAGAGGAGUGACAAGGCACCAUCAACAUGGUCGAUGGCAAGCAAGAAUAGGAAGGGUAGCCGGAAACAAAGACCUUUACCUUGGCACAUUCAGCACACAAGAAGAAGCUGCGGAGGCCUACGACAUUGCAGCAAUAAAAUUCAGAGGCCUAAACGCUGUGACCAACUUCGACAUGAACCGCUACGACGCUAAAAGCAUCGCCAACAGCAACCUACCCGUCGGAGGCCUAACAAAGAACUCAUCACCAGAUCAUUCACCUUCAGAAAGCCAUAUGAUCAUCAAGAGCAAGAGCGUAUCGGACGGCCAAGAUCUCUCCUCAGCAUCCUCAUCACUACUCAGCUUUGCAAUGCCAAUCAAACAAGACCCAUCUCUAUCUGAUUAUUGGUCUAACAUCCUUGGAUACCAAAACAAGAACCCUAUAAGCAGCACAGGUUUCAACAUGGACUUGCUUGGAAGCAGCAGCAACAACAGUGUUGGGUUAAUGAAUAGUGUUGCUAAUGGUGGUUGUUACUCUCAACAACAACAUUCAAGUGGUAGUCCAAUAUUCCCUCUUGCUUUAAACAGUAAUAUUGGGGGUAGUAGCAGCAGCUGGAGCAAUAGCAGUAGUAUUGCAUCAUCUCCUUAUUCAUUUCAAGCUACUACUGCAAAGCCUACUAAUAGUCUCUCUGCUGCUGCUGCUCUUGUGCUUCAGACACCAAUUUUUGGGAUGGAAUAAUGAGAAUCUGUGCUUUUGGUGUUUUGGAAGUUUGAAUAGAUGUGAUGAGGUGGACUGACAAGUAAAUUAUUAUUAGGGGAGCAAGCAGCUGACACUAGCACUACUAACUCAACCCUCUUUAGCUUUGUUUCUGUCAUGCAUGGCUUUCUUUUGUUUUGUUU
This is a messenger RNA of Tripterygium wilfordii, 1800 nucleotides long. Its product is annotated as AP2-like ethylene-responsive transcription factor AIL5. The transcript is spliced from 8 exons. Gene Ontology annotation, molecular function: DNA binding; DNA-binding transcription factor activity. The record is from RefSeq and is a predicted model, not a curated record. Lineage: Eukaryota; Viridiplantae; Streptophyta; Magnoliopsida; Celastrales; Celastraceae. Bases 206 to 1639 code for a protein of 477 amino acids. Gene Ontology annotation, biological process: regulation of DNA-templated transcription.